Messenger RNA from Centropristis striata (black sea bass), 1074 nucleotides. Its product is annotated as olfactory receptor 2AT4-like. NCBI's taxonomy places the organism in Eukaryota, Metazoa, Chordata, Actinopteri, Perciformes, Serranidae. Gene Ontology annotation, biological process: G protein-coupled receptor signaling pathway. Gene Ontology annotation, cellular component: membrane. Gene Ontology annotation, molecular function: olfactory receptor activity; G protein-coupled receptor activity. Bases 16 to 1074 code for a protein of 352 amino acids. The record is from RefSeq and is a predicted model, not a curated record. The transcript has a single exon.
GACCAUUAUGGUGACAUGAUAUAUUUUCUGUCUUUGUCAGACUGGAGAGUUUUUAAACAGAGGUCAUCCCGCAACAGAGCAACUAUGUCUUCUCUCAGGACUGUUUUAAAUGACUCUGUCAUCAUUCAUCCUCCAGGCUUCUACCUCAUCGCAUUUGAGACACUUCCAUACAUCAGCAUCUACUUGAUCUUUCUAGCAUUUGUCUAUGUGGUUGCAGUGCUGUUCAACAGUUUGGUUGUCUAUGUACUUGCCUUCGAUCAUCGUCUCCACACUCCAAAAUAUCUGGCUGUUGUCAACCUUGCAGUAGUUGAUAUAAUCUUCAACACAAGCACUAUUCCCAGCAUGAUAAAGGCAUUCCUCUUUAAGAACAAUUUCAUUCAAUUCAACUUGUGUUUUGUACAAAUGUUUUUCUACUAUACUUUUGGGACUUUGGAGUCAUUUGCACUUGCUAUACUUGCCUAUGACAGGUUGAUUGCAAUUUGUUUCCCUUUGCGUCACAACUCUAUCAACACACUGCGGAGCAUGUCUCAUGUUGUCGGCCUCACUUGGUGUUUUGCUCUGGGAAUCAUUGCGUUCUCAACAGGUAUCAUAACUCGACUGUCUUUUUGCAAUUCUGUCAGAAUACAUAGCUAUUUCUGCGGCUGUCUCGCUGUGCCGAGACUUGCCUGUGAUGAUUACACACUGCAGUUAUAUCUUGCCCUGUGUCUUGUUUUCUUGCUCCUUUUAGGACCUUUUGCUUUUAUUGUUCUGUCUUAUAUGAGCAUCUUGGUGACUGUGUUCAGGAUGAAAUCUGUAGACAGUCGGGUGAAAGCUUUGACCACUUGUGUUGAGCAUUUUAUCCUUGUUGCUAUAUUUUACACUCCUCUCAUUUCAAUUUUUAUUAUCGAGCUUUAUGUACAAGUUCACCCAGAUGUGCGUGCGCUGGGCAACUCCCUGGCCGCUUGCAUCCCACCCUGCAUCAAUCCUAUUGUAUAUUCUUUGAAAACAAAAGAAAUAAAAAUCAGAGUGCUGGCACUGGUUAGAAAAACUAAAACUGGCACAGAUAAAUGUAAGAGCAAAGCUCAGAGUUGUUAA